GAGACAAGGGAGGACGAGGAGGAGGAGGGGAGGAAGGAGGUGGGGAAAGACCUGCUCUGAUUGCCAGGCUCGGCAGCAGCCUUGGCUGCAGGAGCCGCUCACCCAACUUGACGGACCCCCGUCUCACCACCUGAGCCCAGCGGCUGCUGAGCUGAGCCCCUCUUGUCUCCAGGCAGCGUGAGUACCCGGGGAUCCCGCAGUCCCCCGGCACUAUUGGAGGGAUUGGCGGCCGUGGCAGGGAAGGAGGGCAGCAGGGGCGGUGGUUUCCCCUGCACAGUGGGUGAGAUGGGGAAAGAAUGGAGCUGGGGAGGGCAUGGGCGUGCUGGGUGAGGGAGGAAGGAGCUAAGAUGGCCAGGCAGCGGGGGCAGAGCAGGCCGGCAGUGGGGCCGCCGGGGCAAGGGAUGCCGUGCGCUGGGAGGGGGCUAUCCCUGUGGGGGCUGGCAAAGAAGGCAUCCCUGGCAGCAGGCAGAGCAUUGAAGGUGGGGACCCCCCUGGCUCUGCUAGGACAAGCCAAGCUGAGCCGGUGGGGCUGGGCCCUCUGUUUGGCUAAAAGCACAGGGGCUGGAUGAGGAGGGGCACGGGUUCAUGGGGAUGGUGUGGACGCCCCAUGAGCCACACAGCUCCAGCAGGGCUUGCUGCUAGCUUGGGUUUCUCUCACCCCUCUUUUCUGCAGGCAGCUGCAGGCAGCCCGCACCGGCCCUGUAGGGAGGCUCAGUGGGCCCCGAAUGUCUCUGGGAUGCCCCAAGUGUUGCUUUGCUAACUCAGAGCCUGGGUGCGGUCCCAAGUGCUUCCUCCACCACUGCCAGUAGACUUUGCUGGGUGAGCCUUUCCCCGGCUGGGAUGGCCACCGCACUGUGACGGCAGAGGAUGCUGUCGCGGUGCAGCCGGCAGGCUGUCCCCGCACUGAGGCCGGCUGGCAUGGCACACUGCAGGCUCUGAGAUGGGCCUGGGGGCAGGCCGCCGGCCCACCAUGCUGCUGGGCCCCUGGCUGGUGACAGUGGUGGCGGUGGUGACGGCGGGCGCCGGUGCAGGCUGCCCGGUGCUGUGUACGUGCCGCGGGCAGGCGGUGGACUGCAGCGGGCAGCGGCUCUUCUCGGUGCCCGCCGAGCUGCCCUUGGACACCGGCAACCUCAGCCUGGCCCACAACCGCAUCGCCAGCAUCCCGCUGGGCUACCUGGCCUGCUACGCCCAGCUGCGCGUCCUCGACCUGCGCAACAACUCGCUGGCCGCACUGCCCGCCAGGCUGUUCCUGGGCGCCCGCCGCCUCACCCACCUGGACCUCAGCUACAACAACUUCAGCCUGGUGACGGCCGACAUGUUCCUGGAGGCCAGCGAGCUGCUGCGCCUCGACCUCAGCCACAACCCCUGGCUGUGCACGGUGCACCCCAGGGCCUUCCGCGGGCUGGCGCAGCUGCGGGAGCUGGACCUCAGCUACGGGGGGCUGUCGGCCCUCAGCCUGGACGCGCUGGAGGGGCUGACGGGGUUGGUGACCCUCCGGAUCGGCGGCAACCCCUGGGUGUGCGGCUGCGCGAUGGAGCCCUUCCUCAAGUGGCUGAAGAGCCGCAUCCAGCUCUGCAUGUCAGAUUCGCAGCUGGCCAAGUGCCAGGCUCCCCCCGAGGUGAAGGAGGUGCCCCUCUUCUCUCUGACGGAGGAGAGCUUCAAGGCGUGCCACCUCACCCUGACCCUGGAUGACUAUCUCUUCAUCGCCUUUGUGGGCUUCGUGGUCUCCAUCGCGUCGGUGGCCACCAACUUCCUGCUGGGCAUCACAGCCAACUGCUGUCAUCGCUGGAGCAAAGCCAGCGAGGACGAGGAGGUUUAGGUAUGGCCGGGGAGGCUGGGACAGGGGCUCACCCCUCUGCCCCCAGCCAACCCAGCCUCCCCUGCUCCCCGCCCCAGCCCCACUAUGUGGCGGGGACACUGUGCCUUGUCCUUGUCCCCUCCCACUGUCCCCUGUGCCUGGUUGUUGUGGGGAGACAGGGGAACAAUUCCUCUUCUUUUGCCCCAAAAUGGGGGACUUUCACUCUGGCUGGUGCCCCCCAGGACCACUGUCACCGCCAUGAAGCUGAGCUGAGCUUGAAGCCCCAGCUGCUGGGACAGUGGGCAGCAGGGGGGUGCAGGGGAGACCCCAGACCAGGAGCUCGGGGAGACAGAGCAGGGUCUGCAGCCGGAGCAAACCCCAUGUGAGAAAGAACCCCAAAAGCAGCACGUGCCUUGGGGGAUACUGAUGCCCACUGCCUGGGGAGAAAACCACGGAAAUCGCCGCUUUCAGCCCAAAAACAGCACUGGUAGAGCAAGAGCCAGCAGCCUCCUGUUCCCCAAAUCCAGCUUGUUCUCUGCAGCUAAGGGCCAAGCCCAGGACAUGGCGCUCAUUGGGGACAGCCCCAGGUGCUGGUGACACUUGCCACAACUUGGACAUGCAGACAGCACCAGAGCCACAAGCGUUGAAGCCCCGCAAGCAUCUCCUUUUACCAGCCACUUCUGCUCCUUCCCCUUCUCCUCUCAAGCUUUGUGCAGGUUUUGGGCCAUACCUGGCACCCAGCCUGGUCAGACAGCUUGGGGAGCCAUUGUUGGGAGGCAAAAGGAACUCCAAAGAAAUGAAAAAAAAAGAAGAAAAACCCACAAAGCUACUGGCCUCUCUGUCCAAGCAGGAUGGCCACUGCUCUCGUGUGUGUUUUACGCUGUCUUCAUGGCCAUCCCUGCAGAGCGUAGGGCUGAAGACUGACACUUCCACUCCAGCUGUAAAACUCCCGCAGUCACGUAGCACUUUGCUGCCAAGAUAUGUUUGCUCCCAUCCUUGCCCUCUGGGGGACUCUGCUUGGGACAGCCCCCCCACCCCACCCCUUACACCCUCCCUGGAGCCAUUCCUCCUGCCAGACACAUCUCAAGGAGGGGCUUCCCGUGAACUGUUCAGUUUUCUCACUGUGUUUCCCGUGCGUGUAGCUGGAGUGUAGAUGUGCCAUUUAUAAACAAACCGACCAAAACAAAACCAAAACAAAACCACAAGAAAAAUGGGGAAAAAUAAGGCAACUUCUGGCUUGGUGACCCCAUUCCCAUGCUGAACCGGGAGCCCUGACUGCAGCGUGGAGAGAAGGCUGGGUGCACAUCACAGCAAUUCCUGUGCCAUGGAUCCAUGGCGAGACUGAACCUCUGGCAAUGCUGUAGCUCCAGGCUGCACCCCACAAACCCCAUGCCUGUAGGAGAGUAGAACCCUGCCGUGUUGUUUCCUGGGAUAGGGGCACUUGGAAUCCCUUUUUUCCUUCUUUUCUUUCUUUUUGCUAAGUCUUCUCUCUCCCUGCCAAAGCAGCCUCUGAAGACCAUGGACAAAACGUGCAUUUCCUCCAGCAGUUCCAGACCCCACUUCUGGGCGAUAGAGGAGAAAGUGUAAAUGCUAAGCUCCCAAUAUCCAUGAAUUCAACCAGACCCAUUUUCUGCCUUUCUGAAGCAAAAGGGCCUACCUUCACACUUCGCCUUCCUGCACGGUGGGCAGGGGACCGAGGAUGUUGAUGAUCUGCCACUUCUGUCCAACAGCAGUCGGUGCUGGUGCAUGACCCUGGGUGCUGGGUCCCCACACCACUGUCCCUGUGUCAUGGCCAUGUCCUGUCCUGCAGCCUGGGGAUUGCAGGGCGUGGGGGCCUCCUCUUGUCCUCUUUGUCCUUCAUAUUUUUCCCUUCCAUUCCCUCUUCCCUUCCCUUCUCUCUUUUCUUCUCCUCUUUCUAUCCCUCUCUCUUUCCUCCUUUUCCCUCUCCUCUCCCCUUCCCCACGCUAUGCCAAGCACUGCCAGACGGGGAAGGAGAGGGGGGAAAUGCCGAGUUUGAGUCCCCCGGACUUUGUACAGAGCACAUUUUAUAAACGUGUACUUUUGUAACAGUGAGCACUUUUUCAGAGCUGAUCCUCAACAAUAAAGAGCAC
Messenger RNA from Lagopus muta (rock ptarmigan), 3909 nucleotides. It is a transcript of the gene LRRC55, whose product is annotated as leucine rich repeat containing 55. The record is from RefSeq and is a predicted model, not a curated record. Gene Ontology annotation, cellular component: voltage-gated potassium channel complex. Lineage: Eukaryota; Metazoa; Chordata; Aves; Galliformes; Phasianidae. Gene Ontology annotation, molecular function: voltage-gated potassium channel activity; potassium channel activator activity; transmembrane transporter binding. The coding region runs from base 941 to 1819 and encodes 292 amino acids. The transcript has 2 exons.